UUUUUAUUUUAUUUUAAGAAUCAUAAAUAUCUGUUAGCUCAACAAACACACAAACGUACAGUAAUGGCAACUAGAACACGAUUGAUCUCCGCAGCCCUUUUAUGGAUCUUAGUUCUCUUUGUCAUUCUAGCUUUUAUCCAGAAUCGAUUAAGCGAUGGAGGGGUUGCAUCAGAUGCCAAAGCUAUUGCUGACUCCAGACUCAGUGAGAAACAGAAGAUCAAAUUAGAGGAGGAUUUGGAAUUAGUAACCCACAAAGUUUACUUUGAUAUUGAGAUUGGAGGAAAAUCUAUAGGUCGCGUUGUCAUGGGUCUCUUUGGUAACACAGUUCCUAAGACUGUAGAAAAUUUCCGAGCACUUUGCACUGGGGAGAAAGGAAUGGGAAAUAGUGGGAAACCUCUUUAUUACAAAGGGAGCAAAUUCCACAGGAUCAUUCCCGGCUUCAUGAUCCAGGGUGGCGAUUUUACUCGCGGUGAUGGGCGAGGGGGUGAGUCCAUCUAUGGAGAGAAGUUUGCGGAUGAAAACUUCAAGCUGAAGCAUACUGAGCCAGGACAACUAUCAAUGGCAAAUGCCGGGGAAGAUACAAAUGGAUCACAAUUCUUUAUCACUACUGUAGUAACCAGCUGGUUGGACGGUCACCACGUGGUGUUCGGCAAAGUGCUUUCCGGUAUGGAUGUCGUUAACAAGAUUGAAUCUGAAGGAAAUCAAAGCGGAACGCCUAAAACAAAAGUUGUCAUUUUAGACAGCGGUGAAUUGCCUUUGUGACGACAAACAAUCCUCGUCGAUGAACUCUCCCUCGUGUAAAAACUCAGAUGUACUAAAAUAUAGAGUUACACAAAUUUAGUUUUGUAAUGCGUGGUGUGGCUAUAAGCAAUUUACCAUACAUCUUUAAAUUAAAACCUCUCUGUUAUUCCCUUUCAUCCCAAUCUUAUUAGUUUUUAGUUGGGGUGUUCAUUCGAUUCUAACCGAACGUAAUUGAUAAUUUUUGUAAAUUUCAAAUCAAAUUAAAAUAGUCAGUUUGGUUCUAUUCA
Mercurialis annua (annual mercury) is the source of this 1028-nucleotide messenger RNA. Its product is annotated as peptidyl-prolyl cis-trans isomerase CYP19-4-like. Gene Ontology annotation, cellular component: intracellular membrane-bounded organelle. Gene Ontology annotation, molecular function: peptidyl-prolyl cis-trans isomerase activity. The coding region runs from base 64 to 762 and encodes 232 amino acids. The transcript has 8 exons. The record is from RefSeq and is a predicted model, not a curated record. NCBI's taxonomy places the organism in Eukaryota, Viridiplantae, Streptophyta, Magnoliopsida, Malpighiales, Euphorbiaceae. Gene Ontology annotation, biological process: protein folding; protein peptidyl-prolyl isomerization.